GUAAUAAUGCUAAAGUGUGAAAUAAUUUCUGACUCCAGUGCCGCCGUCGGAUCAGAUUGAAAUUCCAUAGCGUAGAUGGCAGCACUAAAAAUAUUUGACAUACCGCGAAUUCCAACCAUCGUGGGCUCGGCUCAAAUGUCAAACGCGACUAUUUCGUCAACAGUAUCGUGGCGCGAUAGUUGGAUUUUAUAAAAUAACAAACAAAUAACAACAGUGUGUUUAUCAAAUCAUGGAUUAAAAAAUAACUUAGUUUAAAAUAAGGUCAACUGACGUUGUACAAGGCGUAACAUAAUAGUUGCUGUGCUAUAACUUACGGAGUUUUGCAAAACGUUUCUUAUUGAUUUUCGUUCUUCAUUGGUGUUGUAUUGUUAUGAAUCUUAUGUUAUCGAGCAAGUCUAGGAUUUAAAGUUUACCAAGGACUCUAGAAUACCUUAGUGAGCAUUGACAGAAAAUUGUUUUCGUCGCAGUAAAUAAAGAUUGAACAUAUAACUUCGUUCAUCUAUUGUUUUGAACGUGGGAAAUUUUAAAUUGAAAAUGGAAAAGGUGGAAUCUGCGUUGGACGUGUUAUCGCGAGCUGCGACGAUGGUGCAACCGUGUCCCGCAUACCCGGCAAGUGAUUCAGACGGCUUCGAAACGCCAAGUACUGCCUCCAGUGGUGAGUCGGAGGGAGACCGUACUGUUUCGCCCGAGACGCCGCGCGAACAGCCUAAAGAACUUACCGGCAAAUGGCGGAGGGAGAGACGCACUCGCCUUCCCGAAUAUAGACCAAGAGAUAGCUGCAAAAUGGCUCUUCGAUCGCAAUCCUUCAAUGAAAAGCGUACCACGCCGAGUAUAGUCCGGACGCGGCACAGCGACGGAGAAUUCUCAGAUGAGGCAGACGACGCACCAGCGAACCUCACACUUCUUGGAAAAGCUCCCCCUGAGUACCCGGGCAAACCGGAGGCUCCGAUAGAUAUGCGUCUGCGCAGUCGCCCAGCACCGCCCUACACCCGCCCUAGUGUUAUUAAGACUAGCGAACCUCCGCCUGAUUCCCUAUCAAUGUGCGAUACAGUUAUAGAAGAACACUUCCGUCGAUCCCUCGGCGACAAUUACAUGAAUCUCAUAAAAAAGAAUACAGAUGGCGCUCAACCGGGUCCCAAACCGAACACAAAGGACCGGGCGAGCAGUCCCAUACAAUUCAAGGCGGACGAACCGAAAACGACGAAAAUAAUCGCCAUGGACGUCGACGACCCCAGCCUUUCAGUAGACGAUCACUUUGCCAAAGCGCUUGGCGACACCUGGCGGCAGUUGCAGACGAAGAAACCGGAGCAAGGCGUCGACGACCACUUCAGCAAAGCCCUCGGCGAUACGUGGAAGAAAAUACAGACGAAACACGAAGAGAAGAAAGAUCAGACGAAAAUUAUUACCAGGAGCGGUGUUGUUAUAUAAAUAUUAAGUAUGAUUUUUGUUGAUAUUUUUUCUAUAAUUUACGCAAAAGUUUUGAUUUUGAUAUUUGUGUCAUUGAUGAGUAUAAAUUAACUUUAGAUACAUUAUUAAUGUUAAAUUUAUGAUACCAUUUCAUCAUUAUUGUAAUGAUUAUUUUACGCAAUUGCUUUUAAUUACAUCAUUGAUCUAUUAAUGAGUUAGAAAAAUUGUUAUCUGUUUGCAUGAUUAGUGUUGAUAUGCUAAUGAAUUUUCGUCAUUAAUAUGGUGAUUUUUGUAAUACUUAACGUAAUUUCAGCAUUAAUGCAUUAAUAAGAUAAAAAUAAUCAUUAUAAUUGCUCGAUUAGUGUGGAUAUGCUAAUCAUCUUUCAUAAGUAAUGUAAUAC
Pieris brassicae (large cabbage white) is the source of this 1808-nucleotide messenger RNA. RefSeq lists its product as uncharacterized. The transcript has 6 exons. The record is from RefSeq and is a predicted model, not a curated record. The coding region runs from base 535 to 1428 and encodes 297 amino acids. Gene Ontology annotation, biological process: negative regulation of DNA-templated transcription. Gene Ontology annotation, molecular function: transcription coactivator binding. Lineage: Eukaryota; Metazoa; Arthropoda; Insecta; Lepidoptera; Pieridae.